GGACGGGCUCAGCUCCGGCCGCCUCCGCUCAGUCCACUGCGCCUGCACCGCACGUCCUUGCCCGGCAUGUCGGCGGCCGUGGCGUGCGUUGAUUAUUUCGCCGCCGACGUGCUCAUGGCCAUCUCCUCCGGCGCCGUGGUACACCGCGGGCGGUCCGGCCCCGAGGGCGCGGGCCCGGCUGCCGGCCUGGAUGUGCGCGCGGCGCGCCGGGAGGCCGCCCCGCCCGGGACCCCGGGGCCGCCGCCUCCGCCCGCCGUGGGCCCGGGAGCUGGCGGUGCCGCGGCGCCCCACCUGCUGGCCGCCAGCAUCCUGGCCGAUCUGCGCGGCGGGCCCGGAGCCGCCCCGGGGGGUGGCUCGCCCGCCUCCUCGUCUUCAGCCGCCUCUUCCCCGUCCUCKGGCCGCGCCCCCGGCGCCGCGCCGGCCGCCGCCGCCAAGAGCCACCGCUGUCCCUUCCCGGGCUGCGCCAAAGCCUACUACAAGUCCUCGCACUUAAAGUCGCACCUGCGGACACACACAGGUGAACGCCCCUUUGCCUGCGACUGGCCCGGCUGUGACAAGAAGUUUGCCCGCUCCGAUGAGCUGGCCCGCCACCACCGGACACACACAGGUGAGAAGCGCUUCCCCUGCCCCCUGUGUACCAAGCGCUUCACCCGGAGCGACCACCUGACCAAGCACGCCCGCCGCCACCCUGGCUUCCGCCCGGAGCUUCUCCGUCGCCCAGGCACCCGCAGCACCUCGCCCAGCAACUCGCUGCCCUGCAGCCUGGCCAGCAGCCCCGCGCCCAGCCCGGCGCCCAGCCCAGCCCCUGCAGGCCUGUAGAGCCCUUGCUCACACGCCCUGGGCGUGGGUCCCCUGCUCGGCCUGGCUUGGACACCAGCAACGGGAGGACAUGUCUGCCCUCUGGGGCCCACGUGGGGAACAACCCAGAGCCCCAGGCCCCCUCCAGCAGACCCUGAAGAUGCCCCCUGCUCACCUCAAGAAAGCAAGGAGGGGCCUGAGACUGGACCUGGGUCAGCCUUGGAGUCGGCCCUGGACAGCGUCUGUAUAUAGCCAUGAUUGUCAGCUGUCUUCCUGUCUGUUCUGCAGGGGCCCCGGGUGGGCAGCCCGCAGGCCCUCCCCCACCCCGACGCCCUCUGUCUUGCCCCAGUGGUGGUUGAGAGGCUGGGCGGGCCCAGGGGAGCUUCCCCUGCCCAGGGCUUGCACCAGGGGCUGAGGGGAUGGCCACUCUCUCUAGGUUGGGAUGAAGUGUGCACAGAGCCAUAGACGGACCAGGGGUUCCCUUGAACUCCUGCCUGUCCCUAUCCCCACCCUACCGAAAGCCAUUGGAGACGUUCAGGGAAAUGGGGGUGCAGCCUGGCCACCCCCAACUCGGUUACUCAAUCUCAGGUGUCCAUAGGUUCUGCCCAUGGGAGGGGCAGCCUAGCACCUAGGCCCCAGGGAGGGGGAGGUGUUGGGGUUUCCACAGGGACCCAGGCCCUGCCCGGGGUAGGGAAGGAACCGGGGUUCCCUGGGGAGAGGGGCAGCGUGGGGUGUGUGUGCUGGUUAUUUAUGCCCGCUGUCUGCUGGCUGGCCCCCCUCCCCGGGUGUGUGUGUGAGAGUCUGGGGAGGCUGGUGCUGUGGGCCGACCUCUUUGCUUCCACUGGGGUAGGGGCCCUGGCUUUGGCCUUGGUGGCAUUGUGUGACAGACAAUCUUGUACAGGACCCUGCUGGCCACUGGGCAGAUGCCAGCGGUCCCUGCCCUGCAGGUGGGCUAUUGCCCAGGCCGGUAGUGGAGCUCUCGGGCUCUAUCCGACCCUGGGCUUUCUGCCCUCAAGUCCCUCUUGCUCUUGGGUGCCUGAAAGGAGUGGCCCCUGGGCUCGGACACUAGAGGCAGGAGGCCCCGCUCUUCAGCCUGCGGGGAUAGCUCGUUUUUUUUGGACCGGAUAGAAUAUUUUUUCAGGCCCCAAUCCCUUUCUUGUUUGGCCCCGUGGGUGGUCCGAUGUCCUCAGGGGUUGUGAGUGGGGUGGGUAGGAGAACCUGCCAGGCAGAGCCUCUCCAGGGUCUCCCCACUGUGGUUUGGAUUUCCUUUUGGAAGAAGGACCCAGGGCCUCCGUGCUGGAGUGGAGAGGGAUCCAGGGUCCUGCCCCAGACCUAGAAAGGGUCUGCCUGUCCUGAGGCGCUGCAGGAAUUUGGCACGCCCACUUCUCGGAACCUUCCAGUCCCCUGAUGGGGGCUUGGGAGUUUGGGUGACUCUGGCUUCUUCCUGGCUCCAACUCCAGGCCAGACGCAGGGGAAGGCAGGGGUGGUGGGAGGCAGGGCACCAUGCCCUUCUGGAGCUGGGCUCGGAGGGUCUACCGGUGCAGCCUGCACCCCAGUCCUUCCCAGGGUCCUUGCAGGCUAGGUGCAUCUGUUUGCACACCCUCCUCCAGUGUCAGAUGCCUUAGUCCCUGGGGUGGGGUGGGGGGGCUGGGACUCCCUUUUCCUUGUGUCAGAUGUGUCUUGCUUGGUACCAGCUCCCCCAGGGCCUGUCCUCUGCAGGGGUGGGACUGUGCUUCCAGGACCCAGGAAGCUGGGAAGUCCUCUGAAGCCAUGGCCCCUCUCUGGUAUCUAGAGGCAGAGACUGCAGCCUGCUCUCCCCGCUACCCCGACCCCGGGAGCUAGCGGUCUCUGGGACCCAGUUCCAGCCAUUUAGGUGUGGCCUCUGAAGGGGACGCAGGGGGGGAGCCCCAAGGGACUUGURCUUUCCGUGGGCGGCGCCCCUCCUCCACCCUGCCUGGCCUCAUCCUUGUAUUUAAUGAA
Molecule: messenger RNA, 2778 nt
Organism: Urocitellus parryii (Arctic ground squirrel)
Lineage: Eukaryota; Metazoa; Chordata; Mammalia; Rodentia; Sciuridae
Gene: Klf16
Product: KLF transcription factor 16
Biological process (GO): regulation of transcription by RNA polymerase II
Molecular function (GO): DNA-binding transcription factor activity, RNA polymerase II-specific; RNA polymerase II cis-regulatory region sequence-specific DNA binding
Source: RefSeq, a predicted model, not a curated record